Messenger RNA from Aspergillus luchuensis, 1083 nucleotides. Its product is annotated as heme-dependent oxidative N-demethylase family protein. NCBI's taxonomy places the organism in Eukaryota, Fungi, Ascomycota, Eurotiomycetes, Eurotiales, Aspergillaceae. The record is from RefSeq and is a predicted model, not a curated record. Bases 1 to 1083 code for a protein of 360 amino acids. The transcript has 3 exons.
AUGGCAAUGAAUCCCCUAUCAUGUCUUGCGUUGUCGUUUUUUCUUCUUUCCAUUAUCUUCACCAGAUACCGAAAGAAUCUUUCAUCGUUAUGGCGCACAAAACAUGCCCAAGAACCGGGUUGCAAUGAUCUCAAGAAGAUGGCUCCUUAUCCGGCCCAGCCAAUCAAGGGCAGGGAGAGGUACCGAGUUAUGAUGGACGUUCGGAAAUUGGACGUGGAGAACUGGCUCACCGUUGACAAGAACUAUAUGGACGAGCACGAAGUUAGAAGCCAAUUGCUGGAGACAGAGAAGAGCAAGGUCCUCCAAUGCCUCCCCGAGUCAUACGAUGCAUGCUUAGAGGCAUUGGAGGAGGUAGUUGAAUUCCUCUGCCAGCGAUUCUCCAAUGUGUUCCACCAGAAAAAGUGCGGCGAUGAAACGACUGUGCACAACAAGAUGACCGGAGAGACAUUUUGCUUUGGAGGGAAGAACAAAGACGUCGAUCCCCUAGAAAUCGCCGUCAGACUGACGAUGGAGGACCUGAGUAUACUGAUGAAAAACGAGGAGGACGAGUACUAUCUCGCCGCCAGUGCAAGCCUUUUCCCCGUUGGCUGGACAGUUCAAGACCGCAUUGGGUGGACCAUCUCCAAGCUUCACAACCCGGUACCACUGUGGCAUCAGCAGGUUGCCAAUUCAGUCAGCAAAUUCUUGGCUCGGCUCACACCGGCAUCGCCCAUGGAAAGAUCCAACUACUUCGUCGAAGUGAAGCGGCCCGAUGAAGAUUUAUUUGAGAUCCUCUAUCGACCAACUUCUCUAUCUGAGGAGAAUCCGGAUCCAACGCCGCAAGAUAUUGUUAUUCGUCGCGAGCGGCAAACUUUCCGUCGACUCCCUCGUACCGGAGCACUCGUCUUUGGUGUCAAGACCAUCUUGACAACUCUGGACGAGCUGCCGAUGCAGGAACUGCAAAACCUUGCGAAAGAGAUUAAAAGCUGGCCAGAGUAUGUGGGUGAAUACAAGGGAAGAGAGGUCUGGGGCCCUAAGGCUCUGGAGUACUGUGAAAAGAAAAGCCGAAUGUAUCAACAAGACCCUGAAAAGAUGAUGGUGUAA